This is a messenger RNA of Danio aesculapii, 1238 nucleotides long. It is a transcript of the gene mnat1, whose product is annotated as MNAT1 component of CDK activating kinase. Gene Ontology annotation, biological process: positive regulation of cyclin-dependent protein serine/threonine kinase activity; regulation of transcription by RNA polymerase II; nucleotide-excision repair. Gene Ontology annotation, molecular function: cyclin-dependent protein serine/threonine kinase activator activity. Gene Ontology annotation, cellular component: transcription factor TFIIH holo complex. NCBI's taxonomy places the organism in Eukaryota, Metazoa, Chordata, Actinopteri, Cypriniformes, Danionidae. Bases 112 to 1041 code for a protein of 309 amino acids. The record is from RefSeq and is a predicted model, not a curated record. The transcript has 8 exons.
CACCAGGAGGGCUUCAUAUGUAACACGCGACUGGAUACCGACGACAGCUCUGCAGAGCGCAUUGAUCACUAUUUUCUCUCUUGCAGAAGGACUCUAAAAAUAGCAAUAGAAAUGGAUGAUCAGGGAUGCCCGAGGUGCAAGACGACAAAAUACAGAAACCCAUCUCUGAAGCUGAUGGUCAAUGUGUGCGGACACACGCUGUGUGAGAGCUGUGUGGACAUGCUGUUUGUCCGUGGUUCUGGUAACUGUGUGCAGUGCAACACUCCUCUCAGAAAGAGUAAUUUCCGUGUGCAGCUCUUCGAAGAUCCAGCCAUCGAUAAAGAAGUGGAGAUUCGCAAGAAGGUCCUCAAAAUUUAUAAUAAGAGAGAAUUGGACUUUUCCUCUCUGACUGAGUAUAAUGACUAUCUGGAGCAGGUGGAGGACAUUGUGUUUAACCUAGCCAAUAACAUGGAUGUAGAAAUGACCAAGCAGAAGAUGGAACAGUACCAGCGAGAUAACAAAGAUGUUAUACAGAGAAACAAGGCCAAACUGACUCGUGAGCAGGAGGAGCUGGAGGAGCUGUUGUUGCAGGAGCAGCAGGAUUCAGAGCUGAGGAGACUGGAGACCCUGCAGGAGGAACAGAGGCAACUGCAGGCCAAGAGGAAAAACAAACAGGCUCUGCUGGAUGAACUGGAGAAUUCCCAGUUACCUGCGGCUGUGCUCUUGGCCCAACAUAAAGACAGAGCGGCCCAUCUAGAGACCCAGAUAGAAAAACAGAAACAAAACGUCAAACCCACAAACAUUUUCUCGACUGGAAUAAUGAUGGGUCAGACUGUAUCUUUGGCUUCUGUGUCCCGCGUGGAGGAAGUUUUGUAUGUUUAUCAGCCUUUGUACAUUGACACAUAUGGGCCGCCCGUUCCAAAAUUGGAUCAGCUGGGCCGAAAAGGGUUUCUGAAUCACGUGCGAGCUGCAUCUCUGCAGGAUCAGGCUGGCGGUUAUACAUCAGGACUGGCCUGUCAUCGGGCCAUCCAGGAUGCUUUCAGUGGCCUCUUCUCCUUGUGAUAUUGUAAAACUAUGGAGAUUUCCACUCUGGUCUUUCAUCUGACUUUUAAAAGACUUACAAUGGGAGAAGCUGAGAGUUUAAGGAAAAAAGCACAUCCCAAUGAAUCCAUUUAGAGGGUCUGAGCUAUGUACAGAUAUUUUUGAGGAUCAGUUGUUUUUUUUAUGCGGUGUUGGUUAAAUAAACACAAGUAUAUUUU